UAGCUCUAACGGGGGACCUUCAAAGGUACAGAGCAAAUCAUUACAUCAACAUGGCGGCUGUGCGCGUCGGUGUGCUGCUCCCGUUGUUCCUUGUGCUACAUACGGUGUGUGUCUGUAGAGGUGUCCCGGUAGUGACCGAUGUCCAGUUGUCCGUUGAAGGGGACAUGCGGAACAUUACAGUGACGUACGAAGCGGAAAACCGACCUGUUGUGCUGUGGAAAGUCGGUGACUUUGUCAGCCAUCUGGAAAACACAACCCACACCUUUUCGGGAUCGGAAGGGGAAACAACUCUUCAUAUGUACAUAGAUCCGCAACGUAGAGACCGUCAACGACAAAUACUGACUUGCAUCUAUGGAGACGACUACGAAAUUAACUUGUUCUUCCAAGAGGGAGAUAUUCGAAACAGCCGGUUAGAGCGCAACACUAUCAACCCAUUGGUGUUCCGUUCUCAGCCAGAUGGUCUCGUAAACUUUGACGAAAAUGAACGUAUCAACUUCAGUCUGUCGUUAGAGUCUGAGAACCUUGGAUCGUUUGAGAUGGAUUUUACAGUGGGGAUACUAAGUUCUUUUGAUUACAGAUCGCUCCCUCCAUUAGAAACUCGCAUAUAUUCCAUUCCAUAUUUGGAAGAUCACUGGUUUCGUAGAAGGAAUUCUUUCAUCUUACCACCUCUGAACAUCACCCCCACGUCGACUAUAGAGCGCACCGUGGCGUCGAUCGACACAACGUUCCCUUAUACCGAGGGAGAGGUCAAAUUUGCGGUCCGGUUAGGUAUUAACUCUGCGUACAGCCUUCUUGAUAAAAUCAUUAUCAGGCGUUGGGUGUAUGUGAAGAAUCGUGGACACGUUUCACCCUUUCGGAACAGCGUCAAUUUUGUUGACGACCCUCAAAACAGGCACAACAAUGAAGUAAUUCACACGAGAUGGCCAUACACCCAGGUUGACGCCAUGGGUUAUCCGAAACCUGUCCUGAAAUUGUUCCGAGACUGUCGUGAGAUUACAGAACCGGAAGUGGAAACGUUCUCAAUUGGAACUGACUUUCGCAGCCGAAAGAUCUUCCGGUUCAAGAACGUUACAGAAGCCUUAAAGGGAGCGUACUAUGUGAGCGCGUCGAGCGGGGACACCGAAGUCUCGAAGAUGUACUACAUUUACGUCCUCUGAUAAUAGUCCUUGUUGAUGCUCUGUAAGCAUUUGCAAUGAAGUUCAAUAAAUGAUUCCUUGAUUC
Haliotis rubra (blacklip abalone) is the source of this 1221-nucleotide messenger RNA. RefSeq lists its product as uncharacterized. The record is from RefSeq and is a predicted model, not a curated record. Lineage: Eukaryota; Metazoa; Mollusca; Gastropoda; Lepetellida; Haliotidae. The transcript is spliced from 3 exons. Bases 51 to 1157 code for a protein of 368 amino acids.